This is a messenger RNA of Sclerotinia sclerotiorum 1980 UF-70, 153 nucleotides long. RefSeq lists its product with no specific name. The transcript has a single exon. The record is from RefSeq and is a predicted model, not a curated record. NCBI's taxonomy places the organism in Eukaryota, Fungi, Ascomycota, Leotiomycetes, Helotiales, Sclerotiniaceae. The coding region runs from base 1 to 153 and encodes 50 amino acids.
AUGUUACAUUGUGAGAAAGCAAACUUGGAAAAUGAAGUUCUGGAAUGGCAAGUCCUAUGGUGGAGAAAGAUCUCAGAAAAUGUUGCUUUGAGAGAAGUGGCCAUCGAGAAUCAGAAAGGGAGAGGAAAAGAGCAGGAAGAAACAAAUACCUGA